This is a messenger RNA of Diutina rugosa, 615 nucleotides long. RefSeq lists its product as uncharacterized. Lineage: Eukaryota; Fungi; Ascomycota; Pichiomycetes; Serinales; Debaryomycetaceae. Gene Ontology annotation, molecular function: lipid binding; protein binding. Bases 1 to 615 code for a protein of 204 amino acids. The record is from RefSeq and is a predicted model, not a curated record. Gene Ontology annotation, biological process: plasma membrane tubulation; actin cortical patch localization; endocytosis. The transcript has a single exon. Gene Ontology annotation, cellular component: medial cortex; Rvs161p-Rvs167p complex; actin cortical patch.
AUGAGAGUGUUGAGACUGCGGGUGUUCAACAACCGUGGUGUCUACGAGGACGAAGACUUUUACGACGAUGACUACUAUGACGACAUCCCCACCACCUUCAGCGACUCCACCAGUGAGUACUCUCGCCGCGGUGGCUACGGCGGCGGCCUGAGUCGGCGCAACCGUCGUUCUGAAUACUCCGACUCCGACUCUGACGACUCUUGGGACGAGGGACGGCGUCGAAACCACAUCAACUCCUACGGAGGCGGCCGAUCUAACCAGCGCACCAAUUCUACCCGGGGUGGUCUGGGGUGGGAAGACGACCUAUACGACCGACGCGGCGGCGGCUACGACGACGUUGACCGCGUGGGCCUGCGGAUGGCAUCUACCCGGCUUGACGGCCCACUGAGACCGCCAGCAUCUUCGAAACCGAACUUUGGCGGCGCUGCCAAAACCAAUGCCACCCAGGCCAUCGCGCUCUACACGUUCAAGGGCGAGCAAGGCGGCGAUCUCCCGUUUGCCAAGGGCGACGUCAUCGACAUCGUGGAAAAGUCGAACUCCACGGACGAUUGGUGGACCGGCAGAAUCAACGGCCAGGUGGGGAUUUUCCCCGCCAACUACGUUGAGCUCAUUUGA